This is a messenger RNA of Mercurialis annua (annual mercury), 495 nucleotides long. RefSeq lists its product as uncharacterized. The transcript has 2 exons. Lineage: Eukaryota; Viridiplantae; Streptophyta; Magnoliopsida; Malpighiales; Euphorbiaceae. Gene Ontology annotation, molecular function: nucleic acid binding. Bases 1 to 495 code for a protein of 164 amino acids. The record is from RefSeq and is a predicted model, not a curated record.
AUGGAUCUGCUCCCAUCAUCAUGCGGUAACAAUUACAUUUUGGCUGUCGUUGAUUACGUGUCCAAGUGGGUAGAAGCCAUUGCAUUGCCCGAUAACACCGCAAACAAUGUUAUGAAUGGUCAAGUUGAAGUUUUUAAUAAAGAACUUAAACAAAUUUUGGAAAAAACGGUUGGCACUUCAAGAAAGGAUUGGGCAAUAAAGUUAGAUGAUGUUUUAUGGGCAUAUAGAACAGCCCAUGAAACUCUCUUAGGGAUGUCGCCUUAUAGGCUAGUUUUUGGAAAACCUUGUCAUCUACUAGUAGAGUUGGAACAUAAAGCUUAUUGGGCAGUGAAACAACUGAACUACAACUUUAAAUCUGUUAGAGAAAAGAGAUUACUACAACUCAAUGCGUUUGCUGAAAUAAGGUGCAAUUCAUUCGAGAAUGCACGGAUCUACAAAAAACGCACCAAAGCUUGGCUUGAUAAGAGAAUAAAACGGAGAGAAUUUAAAGAAUGA